AUGGAGGGCGAGGGAACUUACUUGAAGCGUCAGUCGUAUAGUUCGACGCCAUCGAAAAACUAUAACAACUAUACAGCAGCUUCAUCACCUUCUCAAAAAAGUCAAUAUAGAUACUCCACAGGGGAAUAUCCAAAAACGAGCUCCAGAAUAUCCAGACGCUAUGCCACUCCCGAAGAAAGCGAUGCAGUAUUUCCCAUCUUCAAUACGCCAACCAACAUGUAUUUACGAAAAGAGUUGAACUCUCAGCAGAGAUACGCUCCAACAUCACAGCAACAACAGCAGCCAUCCGUGUACAAUAACAGUUCCUCCACCAAGUAUUACAGCAAACCAACUUAUAACAGUAGCUCAUUUGAUCCUCUAUCGAGCAAAGCAUCCACAGCUUCCCCCGCAUCUGCAACAUCUUCUUAUCACACUGAACGCCAAGAGCCACCACCUACUCGACCUCUCAUGAACAAUGUCAAUGGAACGGAAAGUCGAUCCAACUUUAGUAGUAUGUCAAAUGGAACAUCAUCAUUUUCGAGUACCUCCUCUGCCUCAUCCACGAAGGAUUUACUAUUGGCACAGUUAGUCGACAUGGGAUUCAGUUUGGAGGCAUCAAGAAUCGCUAUGGAAGCGAGCGGUAGUAAUAAUCUACAGGAUGUGCUGGACAUCCUUAUUCAGAAUGAGAAGGCAGAGAAGGUGAGCACUGCACGUCAGAGCAGUAGAUCAUCCUCUUCUUCAGACGAAGAUCAGGAUCCUCAAUCACAGAAACAAAGCGAAGAGAUAUGGAAGAGACAGCAAGAGGAACGUAGACGAGAGUAUUUGGAGCAGCUGAAGCGAAACAAGCCUACACCACCCAAACCCAGAUUUACAAACAGUACCAGCUACACUAGUCAACCCAAUGGUGCUGGAGCAGCAUCACCAUCAUCAUCGUCGUUUCAUGCCACUUCGCCUACAUCCUCCCAUAUACCUUUCCAACCAUCUCCCAAUGUGUCUGCUCAGCCCUCGCCCGUGCCUCCCCCAAAGCAACCCCCACAGGCGCCCGUUUCAUCCCCAAAGACAACGACUACACAACCUUCACCUCAACCUCCAUCUGAUUCUGCGACAACAUACGCAGACAAGGAAAGAAAACAAGGCAAUUACUACUUCAACAAGGGACAAUUUUUAGAGUCUGAAUCGGCCUACACACUGGCCAUCAAUUCUUUACCUGUGGGGCAUGGCGAUAUCGUACUAUUGAGCAACAACCGAGCUGCUGCUCGAUUGAAGCAAGGCAAAUAUCAAGAUUGUCUCACCGAUUGCUCAACAGCCAUCGAUAUCGCUCGCAAACACAUGCAGAGCAACACACCUAUUUCGCCUAUCAUGAGUGCUACUUCUACCAAUAUGAAGGCACAGCUGAUCAAGGCAUUGCAUCGAAAAGCGUGUGCGUUGGAGGGAUUACGUUUAUUUGAGGCCGCUAUCCAAGUGUACGAAGAGUAUGUUCGAUUGGAUGGUUCUCGCAGUGCACAAGUAACGCAGGGUAUCAUGCGAUGUCAACAGGCCUUGCUAGACAGCAAAAAGAAGCAGCAGCAACCCCAAUGGAAGCCUGCCACAUCAACCAACGAUGCUACAACUGCCUUCCCAGGCAUUGAUUUCAACAUGUUUAUUCCCAAGAAAGAUCAAAAGACCCAGGCUCAAUUAGACGAGAUUAACAAUAGCAAAGCUGUGAAAGAAAUGCGUGAUAGAGAAAAGAAGAAGGAGGCUGAGGAUGCGGAAAGAUUAGAGAAAGAGGAUAAAGUCAAUGCGCAAAUUUCAGUGUGGAAGACUGGUAAAGACAAGAAUUUGAGAGCUCUGUUGGGUUCUCUCGAAUUGAUUUUGUGGCCUGGCGUACAAUGGAAAGGCGUGACGAUGAGUGAACUAUUAGAUCCUAGAAAGUGCAAAUUGACGUACAUGAAGGCCAUUGCAAAAGUGCACCCGGACAAGCUUCCAGCAAAUGCUACCAUUGAACAGCGUAUGCUGGCUAGUGGUAUCUUUACUACACUAAACCAAGCUUGGGAUGUAUUCAAGACAGAGAAUAACUUGUAG
This is a messenger RNA of Mucor velutinosus, 2040 nucleotides long. RefSeq lists its product as uncharacterized. Gene Ontology annotation, molecular function: clathrin binding. Gene Ontology annotation, cellular component: vesicle; intracellular membrane-bounded organelle; cytoplasm. The record is from RefSeq and is a predicted model, not a curated record. The transcript has 5 exons. The coding region runs from base 1 to 2040 and encodes 679 amino acids. Lineage: Eukaryota; Fungi; Mucoromycota; Mucoromycetes; Mucorales; Mucoraceae. Gene Ontology annotation, biological process: clathrin-dependent endocytosis; clathrin coat disassembly.